GGAAACUGUCUUUUUGAAUUACCACCUUUUUUUUUUUCCAAGAAGCUCAAAGUAGUAUGAACUUUGAUAGUUUAUUAAGGAAAAAAAAAAGUCCCCAACAUGAAAAAAAAAAGUCCCCAACAUGGAGCACUUGUAACCUUUUAAUGUGAAAUUGUCUACCCUUUGCUAGAUGAUUUUGAUAUUUUUUGUUAAGAGAUCACAGUGAUCAGGAAAUUUGCACAAGACGAACUUGUAGUAUAGAGCAAGAUUUCAGCAAGUUGUGUGAAUGCAAGCACCAGUUAAUUUCCUGAUUCACAACUGUGCGUGUACAAAUGCUGCAAUUAUAUGUCAAUCAACUGUGAAUAAUCUUUGGUGAGGUAGCAUAUUUCCCUGCUGUAAUUGCUAAGACUUUUCUUUUUUGAGAUAUUUUAAGGAUUUACAAUCAGACAUGUAAAUAAAUCUGAUGUUGCUUGUUUGUUAGUCAGUGGAAACUAUGCAAUAUUCAAUAUUUUACAGAACUUGCUCCCUCGGUUUCUUAAAUGGGAAUUUAGAAGCUUAGUUAAAUGGUCCUGUUUUUUUGCUUUUUGCAUUUUCUGAACCAUUGGAGUAUUAACAGAAUUCACCAGGAUAUGUGUCUGAGGCAAAGCUGUGGGUUUAGUCUACCAAUAUUUCUUAAGAUCCAAAUAUGAGUUGGUGUUCUAAUCCUUUUUAAUCCUGACUUGGACAUUUAACAUGAGUAGAAGAUGCAUAGAAAGCGAUUUAAUUUUAAACCUGUCCAUUCUAUUAAGACUUGACCAGGAGCACCGUCUCACACUACAGCAUUUUAGAUUUUGUAGAUUUUAUUUCAGUUUCAGCAUUUGGAUUUAGGAAAUCGAAACAUUUUAAAAAAUACUUCAAAGGAGAAAGUUUUAAUUAAAAAAUAGUUUCUAGGUUUUUUCCAAAGCAGAUGCAGAAUUUUAUUUAUUUUGGCAUAAGAACCACAUUUUUAAAGAAAGCAAAUUACAUUUCUCAACUAAGAAUUGCUUUUUUGACAGAGAAACUGCUUAAAAAAAUAUUACGGCAUUUAGAAGUGUGAGAUAGGAAGUGACAGGAGAGAGUGUGUGCUGGAAUACAUCCAUUGGUGGUUUCUUUUUCCAGCUAUUGAGGAUCUGAUGCGGAAGAAUAACUUAAAUAUUUUGGCGAGGAUAUUUCUAACGCCAUCCUCAGUUCUCUAGCUUGACAGCUUAGUACAUGCAUGAUUUAUAGAAGGAUUGUUUUAAAGAGAGUGCUCAGUCUAACACUCCAACAGUGAAGCAAUUGUCACUCUUCAAUACGAGGUUACAAAGCAGCAGCAGUGGUUUUUGUUAAUAUACAAGUAACAGUGUUUAAUAAAUAUAGCAGCUGGACAGGGCUGAGGAAUAUCAUAACAAAGCUGUAGGAAAGAAUUACAUUAGCCUAUAAAUACUGGUCUGCAGCAGCUAUGUUCAUUUCUCCGUGACUUGCACAGUAAGCUUUGUCCUUGUGCUUCAGAGUGUCUCAAAUGUGAUUGUACGCUGGCAGAAGAGGCCCGUAGCCUUUUGUAACCUGACUGCGUGAUACUGAAAAUACACAGUCCGCUCCCCAGACUAGAGGUGUAUCAAUUGCUUUGUAAAAUACAUUUUUUUUCCCAUUUUCUAGAGUCCCUCUUACGGUUGAGCUGAAUAGCUUUCUACAUUUUUUUGUUUCUUCUGUUUUAAUGCUUUGCAGUACACUACAUGAAUUUCUCAGUACCGUGACAAACUUCCCACUUUGCAAUUUCAGUCUUACAGUGACACUGAUGAGUGCUUCCAAAGCUGACAUACUGAUUGCUCUUCAAAUGUUGUGUGCAAUUUUUCAAUGAUGUAAAACAGACGGUCAUGUUUAAAAAAUGUCUCGGACCUGUUUGUGAUGGGAGGAGCUCUUGUUCUAGAAUCGGCAGCUCUUUUGCACUGGCUAGAGAGAGAAGGCUAUGGACCGCUAGGGAUGACUGGAAUAUCCAUGGGAGGACAUAUGGCUUCACUGGCAGUGACAAACUGGCCUAAACCAUUGCCAUUGAUUCCGUGUCUUUCCUGGUCAACAGCUUCUGCAGUCUUUACUACGGGUGUGUUGAGCAAGGCAGUGAACUGGAGGGAGCUGGAGAAACAGUAUUUUACACAAACUGUUUAUGAAGAAGAAAUCAUAAAAAUGCUUGAAUACUGUGGAACGGAUUCUUUCAAGAUGGGGCAAGACUUUGUUAAAAACUUCCCUGACAGUGUGGACAGUCUGGAGGAUGUGGAUGUGACUUCCAGAAUGUUUGACCUUGAUUCUUCAAACCAGACUGUAUCUAAAGAAGCUGUUCACAGCUUUGCCACAAAUAAAAGUACUCUAAGUGCCUCAUCAGAAAGACUCUUAAUGCAAGAUGCUCCUAAAAUGCAGUGCAUAAAUCAAACAUUUUCAACUAGUAGCAAUAGCAAUAAAAACUUAACCAGCCCACAAGGACACAGGAUAAAUAAAAGAAGAAAGAGUGACACUUUACAGAGAGAAUCCUUAAGGUUCAUGAAAGGAGUGAUGGAUGAAUGUACACAUGUAGCCAACUUCUCAGUUCCAGUUGACCCAAGUUUGAUCAUAGUUGUACAAGCUAAGGAGGAUGCAUAUAUUCCUCGGACUGGGGUGCGCAGUCUUCAAGAAAUCUGGCCUGGGUGUGAAAUUAGGUAUCUGGAUGGAGGUCAUGUCAGUGCCUACCUCUUCAAACAAGGGCUCUUCAGGCAAGCGAUUUAUGAUGCAUUUGACCGCUUCCUUCAGAAAUACACAGUUUAAAGAUCUUCUUAAUGUGUUCAAACCGAUCUCAUUUGUACUUCCACUUACUAGAACUCAUAUUUGGAAAACAAGCCUCUUGCAACGUUGAGUUUGACUCGCUGAGUUUGACUGUUGUAGGUAACAAUUAUCAAGAAUGGUAAAAUACCAGCAUUACUUUCAUUUUAACCAAAUGCCAUUCUGACACACUUGCUUCAGUGAAAAAAGCUGUGAAAAAACAAUGGCUGGCAACAUUUGUUAGUGCAUGAAUGGUUCACGUACUUCAUGUUUAAUCACAUUGUGUAUUCCUUCAAUUCUGAAUAAAUCCUUAAUUGUGUAUCAGUUGAAAACAGACCAAUUAAGUAUUGAAAGAAUGUAAAAUUUGCUGUAGGGCUAAGAUGCUUUCCUGCAUUUAGUGUGUUUCUAGUUUGUUCCAGGUACCUGGGUUUCCUCUUGCUUCCUCAUCCCUUGCUAUUCCUAUUGUGCUGCACUGUGGCUUUGCCAGCACUCGGCCUCUUGUGUUUCUCACUGAUUUUUCUCUAUUAUUAAUUGAAAAUUAGCUAUACUAGAAGGGGCAGCAUCAAAUCUUGCAAAAAGAGGCUUUCAAAAUUCAGUGAAGAGUCAAAGACAUUUUCAUUCAACACAUCUGCGAGAUUUUUCUGCCACUGAAUUAAACCAUGCCAGUUCAGAAGAAUCAGGUAGCAAUUAAUUGAUCCGUUUCACAAAACUGGAAUAAGUGAAAAUGGAUUGUCUAGUAAUUAAUUGUUUACAUGCAUUCAGUUGGAUAACAAACUUUUUCUUCUAGAUUUUUUUUUAGAAUGCUAGGGGAAAUAAAAAUGUAAUUUUCUUUAGAAGCAGUGGCACAAAGAGUCUGAUUGUAAGCAGUUAAAUCGGCAGCAGAUGAUAUGGUGCUAUAAGGACCUGUUUGGAGUAUUUCAACAGAGGUCCUUUUUGAAGUGCACUCAGUGCUGAUAUGCAAAAUACAGUUUCACUGUAUAAUAAUAAUAAUAAUAAUAAUGUAUGUGAGACUAAGGGUUAUUAGAACAGUAAGGUUAGCUCCUUAUUUCUCCACACUGUUUUUUUAACUAGGUGGGAAAUAACAAAAAAUUGGGAUUAUGGGUACACUUAAGAAAAUCCAAAGUCUGUUGUUUCCUCUUUUGGGAUCAAAAAAGCCAACAAAUUGCAGUAGAAUAAAAGGUUGUCAUGCCUCAGCUCUAUGUGGUAUCUGUCCACAUCUUAUUUUAUGGUAAUCUCCUGUAAUGUUCUCUUAAAGCUGGUUUGCAGAGAAGCUGAAGUACAGUAAUGACCAGAGUUACACAGAAAAAAAAAAUAGAAAAAUCCAGACAUUUCUCAGGAUGUGUGACUCCUGCACCCUUCAUGUCAGGCAUUUCAUUGAUCUCCAUGAUUAUCGUAAUGGUUUUUAAUAGGCAGAGUAUGAAACAAACAAAAGUCAGUUUAUAUAACUAUGUUAUCUUGAAUUUUAGUCUGGCAGAUAGGACUAGUAACUGGGAAGAAAUCGUGGUUAAAAAUCAGGUAAGUUCAGUUAAAACCAAAGUGCAACAACUUGUAGUAACCCAAAUGAUUCAACGUACAACUUUGCGGAAAGUGCAAAGUAAGAUGCAUUCUGCUGGAAGUUAAAUUGCUUCCUUUGAGUGGUUUUCCAGCAUUUCUUUAGACAGUGUUGGUUUUAUAUAUAUUGGGAGCAAGUGUGGAGUGACUAGCUUAUUGAAAUAGAUUAGAACACUGAAUAAAAGUUUGAAAUCAAGUAUAACUAAGCUUACAAAUUUAAAAUUGAAAGCUUGGAUACUAUACUGAAGGAUUUAUGGGACUUGUAUUUUACAAGCUCAUUCAUCAACUAAGAAUGUUUUACAAGACUAUUGUUUGCUAUCCACCAACGUUUUUAAGAUCUCGCAUUUUAAAUGUAUUUGUGUGCUUUACGUCCUGUUUCUGUUGCAGCUAUGAGAAAGGGAGGUAACUGGUGGUGAGGGAAAGGGCAUGAAUAAAUGGAAGAGAGAAAAGAUAUUUUGUAAGGCUGAGAGUAAGCACAAAAAAAAUCAACUUCUCUAAGCUACAAAGUAUAACAUGCCAAAGUAAAUAUUUUCAAAGCGCACAAUACUAGGAAUUACACAACUGAUGGGAACUUGACAUCCUGAGGUCAGUGUUCUGAUGAUAUUACUAACAAGGUUUAACUUGCCAAAAGGGCAUACUAGUCACAGAAGCAGAUUUAUGCUAACGUAACUCCCGUUUGCGAGUGUGUCUUUUGGGAUAGGUAGUGAAAGACUGGUCUCUGAAAAAAAGGAGAAAUCACACUUUGCUACGUAACUAAAGUAAUGUUGCCAAAUAGGAAAGCCUGGUAAGAAGCAUUUAAGAAAUUUAUCAGGUUAGAAUAAUAAAAAGGAAAAUUGAGCUCUGUGGUCUAUUUCUGCCAGUUAUCAGACACAGGAAGCUAUUAGCUGGUCUGUGAAGGGGGGAAUUCUGCUGUGUAAAUGUUUUUAACCUUUGAAAAUGGACUUUUUAAACCGGAUUUUAAGGUUAAAUCCUAUGAAAGCAUUAUUAAUAAUCUGUUUUGGUGUUAAAUGGGAAUGUGAUUUUAAUCCAGUAACUGCUUAAGAAAAAUACUGGAAUAAGGUUCCUGCACUAAAUCUGCGUAGCAGAUAAGCCAUUCAGUAUGUCUUAAAUUUAUUGUAAAACUGGCCUUGAUAAUUUUCUGGUUUUAAUAUUUUUCAAUAAAAAUCCUAAAAAAAUAGGUGUGAGGGUUUUUUCUUUCUUGCUAAGAGGAAAUUCAAAGUGCAUCUCACUCAUCCUGUAACCUUGUUAUGCCUACUAGUACUGUAGCACAAGAAGAGUAGUUAAUCUACAGCACAAGAUAAAAGCUUCACAUAACAAAAGUGAUACUGCUUUCAUGUUUUUCUACAUGCGGCACCUAGUAAAGAAAAUAAACUUGUAUCAUCUCAUUAAGAUACUAUUGUGGUUCCAGUGUUGUACUUUUCAGUGGCUUCAUUGUGCUAGAAUUUCCUGAACUCAUUUAAAAUCCCUUUUGCUUUUAAAAGGGUCCAAAUCCUGUACAACUUCUUCCUGCUUGCUGCUGUGUUCCAAGCAAGGGUGUGUUGUGCCAUAAUAAACUUAGAGCAUAUUGUAGGACACCUCUAAGAGGAACUGGAAAAAAUCACCCUUGCUGUUAAUGGUUGCAAGGUGGGAAGGUGGUAGGAGUUUUGGAUUGCUGCUGUCAGGAGGAGGCUGUUUCUUCGUCUGCAGCAGUUUGUUACAUGAAUGGGAAUGUCACAUGCUAGUUGAAAAGCCGCUUAGAACAGAUAGCUGUAAAUGUUACUAGCAGGUGCAUCUUUGAGUCUUGAUGUUUAUAUGCAAAAAAAAAAAAAAAAAAAGUCCUGGAAAAUUGUUGCGGCUUACUCUGUGGAAUUGGAGCAGUUAUUCUGGUGGAAGCCUGCUGGUUGUACCCAGCAACCAAGAUGCAAUAAAUUUUAUUUUGGUGCUCAGUUACACUGUCUGAACAGGUCGUGGCAACACACUUCUGCAUACUAAUGCUGACAAAACAGGAGGAGGACAGACAGAGCGGGUAGUCCUUUUUGCCUACAUUUGAAAGGAAAGGCUCAGGACGGAGUGAAAGGUUAGGUCUGGUGUUUUACCCGUGAGUAACCCAGGUAAUUUUUUUUUAGUGUUUGUUUACAUAUAUUUCUCCUGGCAUCGAAGUGCUGGUCACAGUCUAGAACAGAACGCAUCUAAUCUGUUGAAAGGAGCUUUUUGUAAUCUUUCCCCUCUCUGAGUUAGAAAAACACACACCCCUCAAAAGUGACAGCUCAGCAAUUUUUUUUUUUUUUUUUUCCCCCAAGGAUCGAUCACUUGUGUCGUAUUACACUAGAAAGUCUGCAAAAAGGUAUCAUGAUAUGAAGGAACGGAGCCUUGUUGCUUUUUCUUACUGGAAUGUCAUAUGCAUGUAUACAGAUACUCUGUAAAUAGUAGAUGAGAAAGUGAAAAUAGUUGGAGCCUUGGAAUGCUUUUUUUUUAUUUUUGUUUGGUAGCUGCUAACAUUUUGAGGCAGUUAGUUUUGGGGUUUUUUUUAUUUAUCCUAAUUGCUCCUGCCAUGUCACUUUUUUAAAAAUGUUGUUCUUAAUUACAGUUGGUUGGGCAGGGAAGCUUCUUUAUCUUAAACUGUCAGGUUCUCUGUCGGCUUGGCUGUAAUGAUAAGUUACACAGUAUUGAAAGGAGGUUUGUAUAGUCUGUAGGCAUGUAAUUUGCCAUGAAAAACUAUUACGUGAGUAAAAUGCUACUGUAUUUCACAAUCCUGCAAUUUGCAGUGUUGCCUGGAACACUUGGAUGCUUCCACACAAGAAAAAACAUAAGCGUUAGAAUGUAAAGUAGCUCGUAACGAUUGUUGUUCUCUUGGUUUCAUGUAGUGUAUAUCAACCUCUUUUUCAAAUACCGGUAUUUUUAAAUACUGUGCUCUUAAAGGGAAAACUAAAGUGAGCUUCACCAAGGAAGUCUGACUUGUCCUGCUUCUGAAAGUAACGAGAGGGAUGAAACAAAGUGGACAAAGAGUUAAAGAUGAGUCUUGCACAACUAUAAAACCUUUUUCUAUACUCUUCAGGCCCCGUCCCUCCAAUAACGUAGAGGGUUCCUGCACUGCAGUACUGCAGCGUUUCUGAAGUCCCAGCCGGCCUAUGCAUCUGCUCCCUUAUCUUCUAACCCUUGAGCAAAGAAAAGAGGAACCAGGAGGUUAAUCCCCUUCUUACCAGCGACUUAGGUAGGGCCUUUGUCCUUUCGUAUCACUCCAACCUCUGCUUAACUUCUGAGUUUGGGAAACCAAAUAAAAGAUUUGAGAAUCGUUUUGAACA
Falco peregrinus (peregrine falcon) is the source of this 7598-nucleotide messenger RNA. RefSeq names its product abhydrolase domain containing 18 (gene ABHD18). The record is from RefSeq and is a predicted model, not a curated record. The transcript has 8 exons. Lineage: Eukaryota; Metazoa; Chordata; Aves; Falconiformes; Falconidae. Bases 1885 to 2772 code for a protein of 295 amino acids.